This is a messenger RNA of Erigeron canadensis, 1395 nucleotides long. Its product is annotated as peroxisomal (S)-2-hydroxy-acid oxidase GLO4-like. The transcript has 12 exons. Lineage: Eukaryota; Viridiplantae; Streptophyta; Magnoliopsida; Asterales; Asteraceae. Gene Ontology annotation, molecular function: oxidoreductase activity; FMN binding. Bases 119 to 1213 code for a protein of 364 amino acids. The record is from RefSeq and is a predicted model, not a curated record.
CCCAAUUUUUUUUUCCCAAAAACCAAACUUUUAACAAUCAACUUUCUCACGAUUCACUUACAUAACCUUUGCAGCUCAAUACCCAGUUUUCUCUGACUUAUAAGAAACGAUAGCAAAAAUGGACGAUGAGCCGGUUAAUUUGAAGGAAUAUCAAGAAUUAGCAAGGCAGGCCCUUCCAAAAAUGUAUUAUGACUACUUUGCCGGUGGUUCCGAGGAUCAGCACACGCUCAGAGAGAAUAUUGAAGCAUUUCAACGAAUUACUCUUCGGCCAAGAGUACUAGUGGAUGUAAGCAAAAUCGAUAUGUCAACUACCAUAUUGGGUUAUAAAACUUCUGCACCAAUUAUGCUUGCUCCAACUGCUAUGCAUAAAUUGGCACAUCCAGGAGGAGAGGUCUUGACAGCCAAAGCAGCAGCAGCGUGUAAUGUCAUAAUGGGGUUAUCUUUCAUGUCUACAUGUACAAUUGAGGAGGUUGCUUCCAGUUGUGAUGCUGUUCGUUUCUUUCAGUUAUAUGUCUACAAGCAACGCGAUAUCUCCUCUCUGAUGGUGAAAAGAGCUGAAAGAAGUGGAUUCAAAGCUAUUCUUCUUACUGCUGAUACUCCUAAACUUGGUCGUAGAGAAGCUGACAUAAAGAACAAAAUGAUUGCACCCCAGCUGAAGAAUUUCGAAGGCCUUUUCAAAACGGAAGUUGAUGAUAGCGGGGGUUCAAAUCUUGAAGCUUUUGCGGCUAGGAGCUUUGAUCCCUCUUUUUCUUGGAAGGACAUUGCGUGGUUAAAGUCCAUUACGAAGUUGCCAAUUUUGAUAAAGGGCGUACUCACUCGUGAGGAUGCAAUUAAAGCUUUGGAGGUAGGAGUUGAAGGAAUCAUAGUUUCUAAUCAUGGAGCUCGUCAGCUAGAUUACGUUCCAGCCACAAUUGCUGCUCUUGAAGAGGUGGUACUUGCUGUCAGAGGACGAAUACCCGUUCUCUUCGAUGGAGGAAUAAGGCGAGGAACAGAUGUAUUCAAGGCUUUAGCUCUCGGCGCACAAGCUGUUCUGAUAGGACGUCCGGUUGUGUAUGGCUUGGCAGCAAAGGGAGAGUAUGGAGUUAGAAGAGUGAUUGAGAUGCUGAAGGAUGAACUCGAGCUCACAAUGGCUCUUUCUGGCUGCCCAACUCUCAAAGAUAUUACCAGGAAUCAUGUCAAGACUCAAAACGAUAGUCACCAUUGUAGACUGUAGUUUCGGAUAACAUUGUCAAGAGGCAUUUGACAAUAUUAAGCUAUAUAAAUAAAGCUAAAUCAUUGACAUGGGUCCAGAAUUCUUAUGCUGGUCUUAGAUCUCUCAUAUGUAAACAUUAGACCUCUAUCCGCGCAACUCUUUCAUGGUAAAAAAUAAGAUUAUGAUUCCAGGUUCUAGUAUUA